AUGAGCGAGUUCCUUCACCCAGACCUCGGCACGAUCAAGGGUAUCCGCACCGGAGCAGUACUUUCCUUCAGAGGCCUAAAAUACGCUUCAUUGGAAAAUGGAUUCUCAGAUCCUGUGCUCUUCUCAACCGAGGUGGGGGACGUUGUUGAGGGAAGGUUUCAUGGACCAACAACCGUUACGACCCCGAUGGGAUGCGAUAUGGAAUUGAGCUUGAUCCAAAAAAACCUGCCGCACGAACCGUUUCAAAUGUCCACCACAGAGUGUCUGAACUUAAACCUCUCCAUGCCAUCCGAGCGCUCCAAACCUCUACCAGUAUUCGUGUUCCUCCACGGCGGUGGAUUUAUGAUCGGCUCCAACGCCUGGCCUCAAUAUGAUCUUACUCGUAUUGUCGCUCUCAGCGAAGAGUUGGGCCAGCCAGUGAUUGGUAUUCAGAUCAAUUAUCGGCUGGGAGCCCACGGGUUUCUCUACUCGGAGGAUUUAGGAAAAGUCGGUAUCAAACCUAACCGUGGGCUAUUGGACCAACAAGCAGCCUUGAGAUGGGUUCAGAAGAAUAUCGCGGGUUUUGGAGGAGAUCCAAGCCAGGUCACGCUGGUGGGCGAGAGUGCCGGUGGUGCCUCUGCCACGCUGCAUCUCCAAUCCAGUGAGCCUCUCUUUACACAAGUUGUGGCCAUGGCCGGCAAUUCUUUGAUGCUGCAGCCAAUUCCAGUCGAAACUGCCGAGGGUGCGUAUAGAGAGGUUCUGUCGCUGCUCAAAAUCAACCCAGAUUCUCCACCCCAAGACCAGGCCCGGUCAAUUCUGGAGGUUUCACCAAGCGUAUGGUUGCAAACAAUUACGCCAAACAUGCCAAUGCUGCCUGUUGUGGCAGGCGAUAUCGUUCAGCGACGUCUCACGUAUUCCGAAUGGACCCAACCCCAGUCUGAAGUUCAACUUCCUGGGUUGGCUUGGUGUCGACGCAUAAUGAUCGGAGAUUGUCAAUUCGAUGGUUCUAUUUUUGCAUACAUGAUUGGUCAUAAGAAAGCCAACAUCUCACGAGGAUUCCGAACUUCGCUCUCGUCGACUCUAGAUGAAGACCCCAGUAUUGUGGAAGCCAUUUGCACAGGCUACAAUAUCACCGACGACAUCGACGACGACACGGCCAUGUUCAAUGUGCUCAAAUUCUUCACUGAUUUGUUAUUCUACGUAUCAGCAAUCACUAUUGCCCGUGGGUGGCCUGGCCCAGCUUAUGUUUAUCAUUUUAAUGAGCCGAACCCUUGGGAGGGCCCUUGGAAAGGGGAAGCCACUCACAUACUCGAUGUUGCAUUCCUCUUCCAAAACUUCAACGAAAUGCUCGAGUCGAAGCAGCAGGUUUCGGCACGAACCCUUGCCACCGACUUCAUCAAAUUUGUCUCCGGUGAGGAGCCGUAUGAGAAGUAUGAAGCAUCUGCCGGAGGCGCUAGAGUGUACGGACCUCCGACCUCUGGCCAGCCGGAAUUCGUUUUUGGUACGGAGCCGGAGAAUUAUCUGCGUCGCAAGAACUUGUGGGACAUUGCAAGCAAGGUAAACUUCGACAAGUUACACCAAGCUUUCCAUGACUUCGUUUCAAGUUAG
Messenger RNA from Ilyonectria robusta, 1587 nucleotides. RefSeq names its product putative carboxylesterase. NCBI's taxonomy places the organism in Eukaryota, Fungi, Ascomycota, Sordariomycetes, Hypocreales, Nectriaceae. The record is from RefSeq and is a predicted model, not a curated record. Bases 1 to 1587 code for a protein of 528 amino acids. The transcript is spliced from 5 exons.